CGUCCAUUGGAAUUUCCCUUACGGAUUCCCUUACUCUCCACACUUUGGGAAGGCUCGACCAAGGACACACACAAUGUCCAAAGCACAGUCGCCGCCGACCGAAACUUUCACUUUUACGAGCCUCUAGCUAGCAGCCGUCGACGUCGUGGACCACAGGCUACCGUGCUAUCACCCCGCGCUACAAGCGAUGUAUCAACAGACAGACCACGGUGUGGCAGCCAAGCGUUUUGUGCCCUCUGGUCCGAAUCUCGCGCAUACUCAACCGUCGUCGCCAUGUCCACCACUUCCGCGCCCCGAGGUCCCAGUGAUGGAUGAACUGACAUUCUGGAGCCAGAUAUUCACAGGAGCCAUGGAGUCCCUCAAGACUCAGCAUCCGGUUGAGCCGAAGGACCGGUUCGAAUCUGGGUUUAGCAUCCGUCAGCUUGAAUCGUGGGGCGAGAUCAAUGCCAAGAUCAACCAGGCACAAGAUAGGUUCAAUGACACCACUGGGGUUUUAGGCGUGAUCAAAAAGGCCACAAGAAAGGUGGCAGACAACGCGUUUUACGCGCAGGGGGCGGUAGCAUUUGUCCCAGAGUUCGAUUACUCGUCCCCUGUUCUGGCACUGGUCAAGGUCCUGCUGAAGGUAGCAAAAACCACAAGCACGUUGCGGCACAAGCUAGCUCAGAGCCUGGAGGACUUGGAGCAGAGCCUCGGAGACGUCGAAACCUACCUUAACAUGUUCCUCGGCGAUGUGAAUAUCUUCAAGGCAUCCGUGCAUCUGGUCGCAGCGACCUUUCACGGCGUGGAGAAUCUGAUUGGUUACUACAUCCGAAGUCAAGUCUCCCGCGGAGCGUCGGCUGCCGUGUCUGGCGACGAGUAUCAGAGAGAUCUUGUCGUCAGCCUGGAACAGAUCAAGGCCAGCAGCCAGCAGCUUAUCCACCAAGCACGCAACUCACAUAUGCACAUGGACAAACAAACACACGAUGUAGUGCACCAAGAGUUUGCGAAGCAGAGCGCGACGGCAUAUGCCUACCAUCGGGAGAGCGUACAAAGCACCGAGAAGAUCGCGGCCGAGUGUACAAAUUUUCUCGUGGAGCUUUUGGGCCAGUACAAUGCCAAGAUCAACUCUCGCAUAGACAUGCUUGGCAUCCAGAUACAAGAGCAGAUUCGAGCGGCCAGCCCCGCCAUUAUAGUCCAUCCUCCACAGCGCAUGGCGUACGAAAGGGAUGAUAUAAUCAUGCGCCAUCCCCCACUCCCCGAUGGCGUGGAGAAGAAUGACAUGGAGUACGUCCUCAGCAUCCAGCACCGGCUGCCGAAGACGGACUGCCAGCGCGCCGGCCAGCUGGUGGCGCAGUUUCUCUUCCAGAUGUGGAUGACGCACCCGUCCUCAGCUGAGCUGCUGGUGCACGGAGACCUCCAGGUCCAGGGUCAACAGCUGCACGUGUCUGGAGUCACGCUUUUUUGCGCCAAUUUUGUCCAGACCAUCGCGGCGCUGCCCCCGGCCGCGAACUUGUCGGCGGUCUUUUUUUUCUGCGGCCGUCACUCGUCCCCCAGCGAGCCUACAGCUGGCGGCCUUGGCAUGCUCCGAUGCCUCGUCGCACAGGUCUUCGGCAUCCUGGCGCAGCGACGCGGGCCGGGCAUCCCCAUAGACUUUGACAGCACCCUUGACCCCGACCAAAUGAUGUCUGGGGACAUCGCUCAACUAGGCCAACUUUUCCUACGUCUCGUUAGCCUCCUCGGGGGCAGUGGCGGCGGCGGCGGCGGCGGCGCAGCGCCCUUCACGACACUGUUUUGCGUCAUAGAUGGGAUCAUGUACUACGAGAGGGACCAAUUUCGGGCUGAGACUGAGCAGGUCUUGGAACUUUUGCUUUGCAUGGCACGGAUGGAUCCCUUGCAGUCGCUAGGAGGCUGCAUCUUCAAGCUGCUCAUCACGAGCCCCGCGCCGACGCGGGCGGUCCGGUCCAUGUUUCCGCCUGAACAUAUCCUGACCAUGUCGCACAACGCCAUCCCAGCUACGGGGCAGAACUUUAGCAACCAGGUACUCGCGAGGCGGUUUGGAGACAUCGGGGUGUCAACUCGUCCAUAAAUCGACGUGGGGAUCACUUUUCAAUAUAGCGGAAAAUGGUCAAUUCUCUCGCCUAGCGGUCCGGAUCAUCUCCGUCCCCUUUACAAACACCAGCAGCCCAUUCCUUCCCAAACCAAAACCUUUCUCUUCCUCCAGUCCCCUAAAUCAACUUCUUCUUAAUUUUCCUUUGCUACGAGUAGUGCUCCGCUACGCUAUUCGCAAAUACCCGCAGCGCCGUAACAUUACUCGCACCCGCCCCCUACUCCCUACCUCGAUGAUUUCCCGUUCCCCCCAGGCUCAGGGCGCAAACCCUCACCUCUGCUUUUUCGCGUCAUUCCCGCCCUUCCUCUUCGGAUUGUUCCUGUAGAACAGUAUAUAAACCAUAUCCCUGACCCAGCCGGUCCACCCCCUGAUGCGCUCGAUGGUGUUGAGCAGGCGCGUGUACCGCCACACAAACGCCUCGACACUGUCGUAGUCGUGCGCGUAGCACUCCCACACUGCCUGCCCUCCUCCCGCUCCUCCUCCUCCGUUCUGCCUAAUAUACCCGCCCCGCCGCCCGUCCGCUUCGUCGCCGUCGCCGUCGCCGUCCACGUACUCGACGGCCUCGCCGCCGUCCAGCAC
Messenger RNA from Gaeumannomyces tritici R3-111a-1, 2665 nucleotides. RefSeq lists its product as hypothetical. The coding region runs from base 188 to 2065 and encodes 625 amino acids. NCBI's taxonomy places the organism in Eukaryota, Fungi, Ascomycota, Sordariomycetes, Magnaporthales, Magnaporthaceae. The record is from RefSeq and is a predicted model, not a curated record. The transcript is spliced from 4 exons.